Messenger RNA from Candidula unifasciata, 1152 nucleotides. Lineage: Eukaryota; Metazoa; Mollusca; Gastropoda; Stylommatophora; Geomitridae. The record is from the annotation of a GenBank genome assembly.
GAGAGCUUAUAUAGCAGUACUUUGGCUAGACAGCUUGACUUGAAGGAUAUUUGGAGGCUGGUGCAGAAAGAUGUGGAGACAGAGUGCGAAGAAUUUCAGGAUGAUUCUCUCAACACAAGUGCAGCAGAUCAGCUGAAAGAGAAGAUUUCAAGAGAAAUAGAAGCUUUGAAAGUUAAUUUUGAGAGAAAAGAAUCAUUUUUGGGAUCUCUGAAAAAUAACAACUUGGACCUGCACUUCAUUAAAAAUAAUGAUCUUUAUCGGACUUGCCGCUGGAAUUAUGGUCGUAAUAUGUCACCAACCUCUCCUCUUGUUGAUGCCCUGACCAUAGAUGCAUUGAAUGGGAAUUCUCCAAUGCACCAUAUAAAUAACCUCUACCAACCUGCAUUUGUAUCUUGUGAAGAUGUUGACUGCUACGAAUGCAGGGCAGCCCGUCUGUUUCUUCAGAGCAGGUUUGCAACAUCCUGUCCCUCCAUGGUACCAUCUACUGCAGCUCAGGGCUGUAACGGGAAUGCCAAGGAUAAUGUGCAGCCUUUAAAUGUUACAGAGACUUAUUCUGAAGCCAUCAGUAGCUCUGCUGACAUGGCCACUGAUGUUGAUGUUGUUGUGACAAACUCCCCCAAAAGGAAGAGAAGUCUCUAUGGUAGUUACAGACGACAAGACUUUAUCAGAAGCUCUGGUCAAUGUACUGCCAGCAGAACUCCAGAAUGUUCCCUCCAGUAUUCACUGCCAGGGUAUGGAUCAUGUGUGCCAAAAGACAACAACAACACAAUACAAAACACAAACAAGACAUGUCCCCCAUCAUUCCCCUGCAACAAUUGUUUGCCCUCUGACUAUAACCUGAAUGAUACUCAGGAUGAACCUCCUCAGGGAAGUCGAAGGCCAAGUUUCACACUAGCACUGGAAUGUAACAACCCUGGAAGUCAGCUGUCUUUAGAUCAUUCUCAGCUGUUUCAAUCCAAAGAAGGGAGUUAUUCUUUUACCGAAGAACUCAGAAGGCCAAGUUUUAAAGCUGCUAUUGAAAGAGGCAAGGAUAAUUAUUCGGCACCCAGUUCCACCCCCAAACGGAAGUUUGUUCAGAUAGCUUCACCAGAGAUCACAGGGAGUAGAGAAAUAACUGCCCUGGCUAGCCCAGGAAGUUUGGGUAAAGGCUGA